Molecule: messenger RNA, 971 nt
Organism: Oncorhynchus tshawytscha (Chinook salmon)
Lineage: Eukaryota; Metazoa; Chordata; Actinopteri; Salmoniformes; Salmonidae
Product: centromere protein V
Exons: 5
Coding region: 414-815 (133 amino acids)
Molecular function (GO): carbon-sulfur lyase activity
Source: RefSeq, a predicted model, not a curated record
UCGACGUGAUUCCACGUAAACAAGGGAAGUCGUUUCGCAAUAAUGCCGCGUUCAAAACUGGAAGCUCGGAACUGGUAACUCGGAAAUCUUUGACCUCCGACUUCAGUGCGUUCAAAACAACUGUGAAUUCGGUAAAAACGAGCUCCUACUGGGAAAAACGAUUUGACCGGUCAUCCAACUCAGAAUUCCAACUCGGGCCUAUUUCUAGAGCUCUGACUUUCCGACCUGAAGAUCACUGACGCCAUGAUUUGAUCUCGUAUUUCCCUGAGUUCCCAGUUGUUUUGAACGCGACAUAACCUUGUUAAGCGACGCGUCACUAUAUUGGUUGGUGGAAUAUUUCACGGAAUGCAAUACACUGGAAUUUGCUUUCGAUUCCAUUGAAACGUUGCACGGGAAAACGGGUGGGACUGGGAAUGGAUCACGUGAAGCACACAGGCGCAUGCCAUUGUGGGGCUGUCAGAUUCGAAGUCUGGAAUUCCCCAGACCUUCUUGUUUUCGAUUGCGAUUGUAGUAUUUGCACCAAGAAGCAGAACCGUCAUUUCAUUGUACCAAAAAAUCAGUUUACCCUUUUACAGGGUUGGGACCAUCUGACCACAUAUACAUUCAAUACACACGCUGCCAAGCACACAUUCUGUAGGAUCUGUGGAGUCCAGAGUUUCUACACCCCACGUUCCAAUCCUGAUGGAUAUGGCGUAGCUCCUCACUGUCUGGACACAGGUACUGUGCGCAGUGUGACAGUAGAGAAGUUCUGUGGAAAGAAGUGGGAGGAGAGCAUGCAGAACCACCAGACUAUCAAAGGCAUGUCCAAGACAUAGAACCAAGCCUCUUGCAGACACACACAGCUGAGAUAGAAACAAACAGUCCCAUAUUGUAUUACUGAGCCAACUGUUUGGCUCAGUAAUACAAAUCAACUUUCCCCAAAAAAUCUUAAAUAAAAAGACCAAACCUACUCUGUUUGGUCACAACCAAUC